Messenger RNA from Cyprinus carpio (common carp), 3529 nucleotides. RefSeq names its product arrestin, beta 1 (gene arrb1). Lineage: Eukaryota; Metazoa; Chordata; Actinopteri; Cypriniformes; Cyprinidae. Bases 1140 to 2396 code for a protein of 418 amino acids. Gene Ontology annotation, molecular function: G protein-coupled receptor binding. The transcript has 17 exons. Gene Ontology annotation, biological process: G protein-coupled receptor internalization; visual perception; signal transduction. The record is from RefSeq and is a predicted model, not a curated record.
UGUAAAAAUUAAAUACAAAUGAAUGCUUACCAUUAAAGUUAUAAAAUGUAUUCAGUCAAGAGCAGAAAGUGAUUUUCUUUGUCUUUUGUUCUUUGAUUAACAUGACAGACAGCAGCAGGAAUGUUGGACAGCAAUCACUUUAAGACCCAAUAUACUGUUACACAACAUGCGUUCUCUUUUAACGUUCCAAAACUGACUGUGUUUAACUGGAUACUCCCCAAGACAGGCAUUUUGACAUAAUUGUAUAUGUAUUUGAACGUUUUAGCUCAGUUAGCCACUCAUUUUGGUAUUUGUGGCUCACAAUCUGUUUGAGACUGAGGCUUGUGCUCUCCACUAAUAUAGAUCAGUGGUGGUGCGCACGCUUUUGGUGUAAGCGUGAAACCUGUGUGAAUGACUAAAAUAAUGCGCAGUACAAGCACUAUUUAACCGGUGCGAAUGAAACGUGUGUGAGAGAGAAGGGGUCGUCGGAGAGAAGAGAGCGAGAAUGCGCAGCUGACGUUAUUGCCUGUGCCGCUGGUAACAAAACGGAUUGGCUCGAAAUCGGAAAGAAGUGAGACACGAGGAAAAUCAGCCGAUUCCGAUCCCUUGCCGAUCGAUCGGUGCAUCUCUAGUCUGAACCUCUGCACAGUGACGGCGAGCUGAGAAAUCUGCUCAGCGUUGGAGAAUAUCAUCACCCUCGCACACACAUCCAGAGAGGAGGGGAGACAGCGAGUUUAUGUGUGUGAGAGAGAGAGAGACGAGGAGAGGAAAACAGCGGAAGAGCUCUGCUAGAUAGUGUGGAUAUCAAACGGAAGCUUCUUAAGCGUUAGGAUUUUCCAGACAGCGUCUAUUGUUCCUACAUUCCCACCUGAAGGACUCGUAAAGCAGAGCAGCACAGGAAAGCAACGAGGAAUCGCUGGCUUCUGCUUGUUUUCUUUUCGUUUGUCUAGAGUGGAGAUGCUUCUGUAAUUGGAUUCACCUGGAAAGCGCUCAAACCGCGAGGAGAGCUGCCUUAAGUGACAGCGGCUCUCUAACGCAGCAUAGUAAAUUCUCUUCAUCUUUCUUUUUUCCCCUCAGCUCCAUCUCCCUCUCUUUUCUCGCCAACCCCUCUCAUCUUCUUCCCACAGCAGAAGAGUUUCUGUCACAAGCAGAUCCUCGCGAUGGGUGAUAAAGGCACAAGGGUGUUCAAGAAGGCAAGUCCAAAUGGAAAGUUAACUGUAUACCUUGGUAAGAGGGAUUUCGUCGACCAUGUGGAUCUCGUGGAGCCUGUCGAUGGUGUGGUUUUAAUUGAUCCAGAGUACUUAAAAGAGAGAAAAGUUUUUGUGACCUUGACAUGUGCUUUCCGCUACGGACGGGAGGACUUGGACGUUCUUGGCUUGACGUUUCGCAAAGACCUCUUUGUGGCCAACAUCCAGGCAUUUCCUCCUGUGCCUGAAGAGAAAAAGAGCUUGACACGUCUACAAGAGCGACUGAUAAAGAAACUUGGAGAACAUGCUUACCCCUUCACCUUUGAGAUUCCUCCGAACUUACCCUGUUCUGUCACGUUACAACCAGGGCCAGAGGAUACAGGAAAGGCCUGCGGGGUUGACUUUGAAGUGAAAGCUUUCUGUGCAGAAAACGUUGAAGAAAAAAUCCACAAAAGGAAUUCAGUGCGUCUUGUCAUCAGAAAAGUGCAGUAUGCUCCAGAGAAACCGGGCCCACAGCCAAUGGCUGAAACCACAAGGCAGUUUCUCAUGUCAGAUAAACCUUUACACCUGGAGGCCUCACUUGACAAAGAGAUUUACUAUCAUGGUGAACCAAUCAGUGUCAACGUCCAUGUCACAAACAACACAAACAAGACAGUAAAAAAAAUGAAGAUUUCAGUGCGUCAAUAUGCUGAUAUCUGCCUCUUCAACACUGCCCAGUACAAGUGUCCAGUGGCGACAGAGGAAACAGAUGAUAUUGUGGCCCCCAGUGCUACAUUUUGUAAAGUAUACACUCUCACGCCUUUCCUUGUUAAUAACCGAGAGAAACGCGGCUUGGCUCUGGAUGGCAAACUCAAACAUGAAGACACAAAUUUAGCCUCAAGUACAUUGUUAAGAGAGGGAGCCAAUAAGGAAAUUCUGGGCAUCAUUGUUUCUUAUAAGGUGAAAGUGAAGCUUGUGGUGUCUCGUGGAGGGCUGCUUGGAGAUCUUGCCUCAAGUGAUGUUGCCGUAGAGCUACCCUUUACAUUAAUGCAUCCCAAACCAUUGGAGGAAUCAAUCUACAGAGAUGCUCCAGAAAAUGAUGCCCCCAUUGACACAAACCUCAUUGAAUUUGACACGAAUGAUGAUGACAUCAUCUUCGAGGACUUUGCCCGACAACGACUAACUGGGGCAAAAGAUGACAAAGACGAAGAUGAGGAGGGUGCCGAUUCGCCCAAACUGAAUGACAGAUAGAUUGCAGAUAAGAGUUUCCAGUGUUGUGAUGAUACAAGAGACCCUUUUGAGAUAACCUGGAAAAAUGGGACACCCUUUAACACACUCACAGUGGUGCAGUUGUUGUGUUCUUGUUCACAUUUGUCUCUUCCAUCCUGCAAGGGUGUACAGUAAAAACUUAAGUGUAGAAAAUGUGACCUUGUCGUCAAAGUGAUUAGAAGGUGAGGCUUUAGUUGACAGGCCACUGAGUGCAUCGGGUAUUUGAGGGUCUUUUAGGGUUGAGGCAAUGGCUUCUCAUCAUAGCUAAAUCAAACGUCAGUGGUAGCAUGCCUUUGUUGUUGCUUUAUUUUAUAGAUUGUUCCUGGGCCGUGAUUUAGUUUUGAACCAUAUUUAAUGUAUGGAAUUUCUUGUUUUAAUUAAUGUAAAUGGAACUGAAUUCAGUAUUUUUUUUUUUAUAAAAGCUGCCAAAUUGAAUCAUCUUUAUAAUGUCUAUUGUCUCAAAUGAGAGCUUUUGAAUCAGACGUGCAGAGUGAAAGUAUUUUUUUCCCCCCACUUUUCGAUAAAAAUAUUAUAUCUAAAAGCUAUCUUACCUAAUAAAAGUUAUGGAUACACUAUUGAUAAAAAUACUACAUGACAAUGCAACAACCGUUUAUGAACAAUUUUUUUUUCUCUUAACAGUCUUAACAAUUAUUUCAAGUGGGUUUCUAUGAAAUCAUUUAAUUAUAAACAAUGCCUAUAUAUCUGUAAGGGGAAUAUAUAUUAAUAUAUGAUAUUUUUACAUAAAUGAAGCUUCUCAAACAGAGCACCUACUGUAUGAAUAAUUAUGAGCUACAAACGUUCCAGUUACAAUCUCUAUUCUAAAUAAAGUAUAUGUAUGCUUAAAUCUGUCUCAUCUGUGGAACAGAAAAUAACUUUUGAAGAAUGUUCUGGUAUAUUUUUCCCAUGCAUGUCACAAUUAAUUUAAAAGCUCCAAAAAUCAUGAAAAAUCAUCCCUUCAACUUGUGCCAUGUGCAUAUUGUAUUCUUGUUCUGAAUUAAAGGGAUACUCCACCCCAGAAUUAAAAUGUUGUCAUUAAUCACUGUCAUGUUGUUCCAAACCCGUAAAAGCUCUGUUCGUCUUCGCAGCACAAUUUAAGAUAUUUUGGAUGAAAUAUU